Molecule: messenger RNA, 765 nt
Organism: Phytophthora sojae
Lineage: Eukaryota; Oomycota; Peronosporomycetes; Peronosporales; Peronosporaceae
Exons: 1
Source: RefSeq, a predicted model, not a curated record
CUGGCGAGAAAGGACCCCGCUAUCAGCGCUGAAGAGCGUCAGCGUGAACUGCGGCGGAUGAGGCAGAUCCGCUACAGGCAGAAGAAGUACGACCUUAACAUGAAGCUCGAAGAGGACACGGUGCAGCUGCGAGAAGAGGUCGAGCAGCUCGAGCAGCGCCGACGGACCAUUGCUGCGGCUGUGCCCACCAACCAGAGCAUGUGGGAUGUGGUUCUCAAGUACUUCCAGGUCUUCCGCUAUGGAGUUCAAGAGCGUGCGUCGAUCCAGGAACCGACUUCCGGUCCAGGAGCUUCCUCCAGCCCCCAGCUCGAGUUCGUUCUGGCGACUAUGACCAAGGACGUGGUGUUCAACUCCUGUCGCGGCUCGGAAGCGAUCAUGAAGGCUUGGAAGUGCCAGACGCUGUGGUUCAAGGACUUUGAACUGGAGCUCGAGAGUCUGGUCAAGGUCUCCGGCAGCUCUUUGGUCGCCACCACGACCACAAACUUCACCAUCGUCGACCGAACGCUGCAGAAUGUUUUCCCACACUUGAGCGAGAAGAACGGAUUCCGCAGUGCCGGAUUGGGACCUCGCGUUGCCAAGACGCUGCUGGGCGAGCGUGUUACUGUACGUGGCUCCGUGCGCUUUGAAUGGGACGGCUUUCUGGGCCGAGUUACGAUGAUAACCACGCAAUCCGACCUGCUAACUCCUAUCCUGCGCCUACUGGGCAACUUGGAGGACGUGUCCUACGUCUUCGAGUGGGCUCUCGUGUCUCCGGAGUUCCAGUGG